AUGCUGGUCAAAGAUGACGAUAAUGUGGUUGAUGAUGAUGGGGAUGACGAUGACGAUGGCGAUGACAAUGACGAUGAUGAUGACGAUGACGAUGACGACGAUGAAGAUGAUGACGAUGAUGAUGACGAUGACGACGAUGAAGACGACGUUGUUGAUAAUGUUAAUGAUAUUGGUAUUGAUGUUGAUAGUGAUAUACCUAAAGUUCUCUGGGUUUCUUGA
Molecule: messenger RNA, 219 nt
Organism: Enterobius vermicularis (human pinworm)
Lineage: Eukaryota; Metazoa; Nematoda; Chromadorea; Rhabditida; Oxyuridae
Source: the annotation of a GenBank genome assembly